This is a messenger RNA of Dendronephthya gigantea, 700 nucleotides long. RefSeq names its product transmembrane protein 41A-A-like. NCBI's taxonomy places the organism in Eukaryota, Metazoa, Cnidaria, Anthozoa, Malacalcyonacea, Nephtheidae. The record is from RefSeq and is a predicted model, not a curated record. The transcript is spliced from 4 exons. Bases 23 to 685 code for a protein of 220 amino acids.
UGAAUAUAACUUCGUCUUUCAAAUGUUUUUUUUUAAAUGUAGUGAGCUCCAAUUUCCUCAAAAUCUCGAUGAAUUGAAGAACCUGGCAAAGUUAUUACGGGACUAUCAGCAGCAGAAGCCAUUUUAUGUUCUUCUGCUAUUUUGCAGUGCUUAUCUUUACAAGCAAACAUUUGCUAUACCUGGAUCUGUUUUCAUGAACCUGCUGGCAGGUGCUUUAUACGGUCUCAAGUAUGGUCUACCCUGUGUCUGUAUCAUGACAGCAACUGGUGCUUCGUGUUGUUUUCUGCUAUCAAAAUACUUUGGGAGACCUGUGCUGCUCCACUACUUUCCGCAGAAACUUCAACGCUUACAGAACAAGAUUAAAGAAAAUAGCGACAAUCUUUUUGGAUUUCUACUCUUCCUCCGUUUCUUUCCAAUGAGUCCCAACUGGUUCCUCAACAUGGCAUCUCCUGUCCUGGAUAUUCCAUUAAAAUUAUUCUUCCCUUCUGUUUUCAUUGGUUUGCUGCCAUAUAACUAUAUUUGUGUUCAGACUGGAUGUCUGUUAAGCGAACUUAGUUCCUUAGAUGAACUACUGACAAUGAAUGCUGUAGUUAAGCUCAUUGGCAUUGCCACUGUUUCUCUAGUACCAGGCAUGAUUAUAAAAAGAAUGAAUAACAAUAGAACUCAUAAUAAAAAAGAAAAAUGAAAGAGAAAAUUGCUG